This is a messenger RNA of Wyeomyia smithii (pitcher-plant mosquito), 1607 nucleotides long. RefSeq names its product RNA-binding protein Rsf1 (gene Rsf1). The transcript is spliced from 2 exons. Gene Ontology annotation, biological process: mRNA splicing, via spliceosome. Lineage: Eukaryota; Metazoa; Arthropoda; Insecta; Diptera; Culicidae. Gene Ontology annotation, cellular component: nuclear speck. The coding region runs from base 271 to 858 and encodes 195 amino acids. The record is from RefSeq and is a predicted model, not a curated record. Gene Ontology annotation, molecular function: RNA binding.
AUUCUGACUUCGGCUUUCGACUCCAUCGGACGUAAAAAGUGUUAAUUAUCGUGUCUGAACAGUGCUACAUAGGGCAUUUUGGUGAAAAAUAGAGAAAUUUUCAGUAGAAUACGCCAUCUUUGCUAACGCCGCCGCCCACUUCUGCAUCAACGAAGCAAGCUCUUCUGCGACGUAUCGCAUUCUACGAAACCGACGUUCUGCGAAACAGGGCUUCGUCGACAUCUACGCAAGGCACGCACACCCGUCGUUUGAAAUAGUUGAACAAGCAAAAUGAGCGAACAGAAGGGCACUAGAGUCUACGUCGGCAACCUCACCGAUAAAGUAAAGAAGGAGGAUCUCGAGGGAGAAUUCACCAAGUACGGUAAAUUGAACUCUGUAUGGGUAGCUUUCAAUCCUCCAGGUUUCGCAUUCAUUGAGUUCGAAAAUAAAGAGGAAGCCGAAUCGGCAUGUGACAACCUCAACGGUCAGGACAUCCUCGGUUCGAAACUUCGGGUGGAGAUUUCGAAGGGUCGUCGUAGCUCCCGUGGAGGAUCACGUGGAUUCCGUGGGCCGCCUGGACGCUCCGGCAGCGGUGGUGGUGGCGGUUUCCGUUCUAGCUCUCGAGGUGGCUUCCGCGAUGGCGGCGGCUACCGAAAUGGUGGCAGCGGUGGAUUCCGGGGUGGAAGCCGCAGUGGAAGUCGUUUCGACAGCUAUGGAAGCAGCCGCUCAUCGGGAGGGUCCGGUGGGUACGGUCGUGAUUCGAGUCGUGAUGGUUACGGAGGUGGCUUCGGUAGCAGCUAUGGCGGCGGUCGAAGCAGCGGCGGAGGUGGUGGCCGGUUCCGAUCAAGGUCACCCGUUGGCGGUCGCGGUAGAUAUUAAGUGUGUGUAAGAUAAAUUGAUUAAGCUAUCAUCUUUUCCCUAAGAUUGAUUAGUUUGACUAGAAGUAUCCUGGCGUAACUUCUAGCACCAAAACCAGCAUAGGAUAUGAGUAUGCCCCAUCUUGUUUAUCUCACAACCUAAAAUUCAAACUCGUACAGUUUAGAUCUAUAGGGACUAAUCUGGCACACAGUUUUGACACAACCAAACAUCUACGAAAAUAUUCUGUAGCAUUGAACGUAAUUUAUUUUUGUUUUUAAUGGAAUACCAACAUGAAGAAAAAAAGUUCUAGAUGAAAACGAUUAUAUUUGAUGCUGUUUUAUAUGUGUUUUAAUAUAUAAAAUAGAAAUGACGUGAGCGUAUUAAUGUUCCAUCUCGUUCCGACGAUUGUUCGACAUCUUCUGGAGGCUGGUUAGUUUGGCAAAACUAAAAUUGUACUCUCUUGUGUUGCAUUAUAAGCCAAAUGCAUGUAGAAAGUGAUACAACGCAAUUUCGUUUCAUCAAAUUCACUUCGAAAAAAAAAAGAACAACUGCACAAAUGAUAACAGCGCGCGGUGCAAUAUCUUCUGAAGAAAACCAAAAAGAAAUUAUCGCAAAAAGUGGUUGCGCAUCGAUACUGGUACGUUUCUGUAGGUUUAUCAGGUUCCUUUUUGUUUGAAUACUACUCAGCACACCUAACCUAUUCCGAAAAUAGCACAUAUUUUCAAAUCGUAUUAAUAAGAAAGUCAUAUAAUAAAAUAAAUCACACUUCA